AUGGCUUCAUCACGCUCUUCCUCGCCCGUCUCAGACGAGGAAAUUCACCAGGCCCCCAGCGCCUCCGAGUCCGGAUCCGGAUCCGAAUCUGAAACAGAGCAGACGACCGACCUCCUGCAGACCCGCGCCCCCAAACGCCGUCGUCUCUCCGAGUCGUCCACCGAUUCGUACGUUGCUGCGCCGGCGCCGCUCCCCACGCUAUCGCGUAUCAAAAAGAAGGGGACUGCCGAUGAGGACAAAGCCAAGGCAGGUGGUCAGGAUACUAACCCGGUGUUGAUCCGCGAUGCGGUCGAGAUUGGUCUGCAGGAUGCCGAAUCGUCGUUUAAGGCCCUGAAGGUGGCGCCGUGGUUGGUGGGUUCGUUGACUACCAUGGCGAUUAGGAAGCCGACGGCUAUUCAGAAGGCUUGUAUACCGGAGAUUCUGAAUGGGAGGGACUGCAUUGGAGGUAGUCGCACGGGUUCGGGUAAGACGGCGGCGUUCGCGGUGCCGAUUCUGCAGAAGUGGGCGGAGGAUCCGUUUGGGAUCUUUGCGGUUGUGUUGACCCCGACGAGAGAACUUGCGUUGCAGAUUUUCGAACAGAUCAAGGCCAUCUCGGCGCCGCAGGGUAUGAAACCCGUGCUCAUCACCGGAGGCACCGACAUGCGGCCCCAGGCGAUCGCCCUAUCUCAACGACCGCACGUGGUCAUUGCGACCCCCGGCCGUCUGGCCGACCACAUCAACACCUCCGGCGAGGACACCAUCCGCGGCCUCAAGCGCGUGCGCAUGGUCGUUCUGGAUGAGGCCGAUCGUCUACUCGCCCCCGGCCCCGGCAGCAUGCUCCCGGACGUUGGCACCUGUCUCUCGGCCCUGCCGCCCUCCAGCGAGCGCCAGACGCUCCUCUUCACCGCGACCGUGACGCCCGAGGUGCGCGCCCUAAAGGACAUGCCCCGGGCGGCUGGGAAACCACCCAUCUUCGUGACCGAGAUCGCCACCGAGAACAAGGACACCAUCCCGCCGACCCUGCGCCAAACCUACCUCAAAGUACCCAUGACGCACCGCGAAGCCUUCCUGCACGUCCUCCUCUCCACCGAGGGCAACGCCUCCAAACCCGCCAUCAUCUUCUGCAACCACACCAAGACCGCCGACCUGCUGGAGCGCAUGCUCCGUCGGCUCUCCCACCGCGUCACCUCCCUGCACAGUUUGCUGCCGCAGUCGGAGCGAAACGCCAACCUGGCGCGCUUCCGCGCCUCCGCGGCCCGCCUGCUCGUCGCCACUGACGUCGCCUCCCGUGGUCUGGAUAUCCCGUCCGUUAGCCUGGUCGUGAACUUCGACGUGCCGCGUAACCCGGACGACUACGUGCAUCGUGUGGGUCGUACGGCGCGUGCGGGCCGACACGGUGAAGCGGUGACGUUGGUCGGACAGCGUGAUGUGCAGCUCGUGCUGGCGAUCGAGGAGCGCGUGGGCCGCCAGAUGGAGGAGUGGUCCGAGGAGGGAGUCAGCGUGGAAGGGCGGGUGGUACGCACCGGCGCGCUCAAGGAAGUCGGACAGGCGAAGCGAGAGGCAUCGGGCGAGAUCGAGGAAGGUCGAGACGUGUUGGGACGGAAGAGAAACAAGCUGAAGAAGGUGCGGUGA
This is a messenger RNA of Aspergillus melleus, 1611 nucleotides long. RefSeq names its product ATP-dependent RNA helicase DBP8 (gene dbp8). The transcript is spliced from 2 exons. The coding region runs from base 1 to 1611 and encodes 536 amino acids. The record is from RefSeq and is a predicted model, not a curated record. Lineage: Eukaryota; Fungi; Ascomycota; Eurotiomycetes; Eurotiales; Aspergillaceae. Gene Ontology annotation, molecular function: nucleic acid binding; ATP binding; RNA helicase activity.